AUGGCGGAAAUUCCCACUCUUGUAGUUCGAAAACCCUGUUUUGAUCUUCCAACCGGUUGCCCUCAAUGCCUCUCUGCAUACAUUUAUCUCAAUUUCGCUAAAAUCCCCUUCCAAUUGAAUUUCCAUCUAAACGAUCCACAUUCCGAUAAAAUUCCUUAUUUUGAGAUUGGUGAUGACUUUGUGGCUUAUGAUAAUGAGAAUGAAGGAGUUAUUCAGUGUUUGGGGAAAAAUGGUGGUGUAGUUGAUUUGGAUAGUGAGGUUUGUUCUCUUCCUGAAUGGAUUGCGAUUAAAGCAGUUAUUACUACUUGGCUUCAUGAUGCACUUGUUUAUGAACUUUGGGUGGGAAAUAAAGGUUCUCCGGCUUAUAGUAUCUAUUAUUCUGAUCUUCCUUGGCCCAUUAGGAGGGUUCUUUCUUCCAAGAAAGUUCGAUCGGUGAAGGUUAAACAUGGGAUAACUGGUGAUAAUGCUGUAGCCAAGAAAGAAGAGAUUUAUGAGAGGGCAAACUCUGCUUAUGAUGCUCUAUCAAAAUUGUUAGAUGAAAAGAACUACCUAUUUGGGAACAGACCAUCAAGCUUGGAUGCUAUUUUUCUUGCACAUGGACUCGUUGUUCUUCAAGCUUUACCAGAAUCUUCUACGCUACGGAUCAAGUUUUUGGAACAUGAUAAUUUAGUUGGAUAUGUCCGAAAAUGCAAGACUGAAAUUAUAGAAGCCGGACCCCAAAUUCACACUGAUGCAUCAUCGUCGGGUUUCAGAAUUCCUUCAACUCAGAAAGGGCAUAAAUUUAAGAGCGCGCCGAAAAGGGAGAAGACAGAUGAGGAGAAAAGGUUUAAAAGGAAGGGGAGAUAUUUUGUGGCAGGACAGUUGGUUGCAGUUGCUGUUUUUCUCACACUUAUGAUGUCAUUUGAUUUUGCUGAAGUGGAGCUAGAAAAUGUUGACGGAGGGGAUGAAUAA
Messenger RNA from Vicia faba (fava bean), 951 nucleotides. The record is from the annotation of a GenBank genome assembly. Lineage: Eukaryota; Viridiplantae; Streptophyta; Magnoliopsida; Fabales; Fabaceae.